Ambispora gerdemannii is the source of this 1170-nucleotide messenger RNA. The record is from the annotation of a GenBank genome assembly. NCBI's taxonomy places the organism in Eukaryota, Fungi, Glomeromycota, Glomeromycetes, Archaeosporales, Ambisporaceae.
AUGCAGAAUACGAAAAUUGACGAUGAUCAUAGUGGGAAUAAUGAUUAUAUCAAAAAAGAAGAUAUCUGUAAUAAGUUAUCAAUAUUUGAAAACAAUCAAAAAAUGAGCUGUCGUCUGAGUAAAUCAUUAGGCGUUGCUCCGAUGCUUGAUGUAACCACGCAGCAUUUUUUGCAACUUUGUCGGAUAAUAUCUCCAAAUUUUCUUUUAUACACCGAAAUGAUCCAUUGUAAUGCAAUAAUUCAUCAUGCCAAUGAUCUAAGCCAACUACUCGGCCCUCCAUUUCCAGACACAGUCAUACAAUUAGGUGGAUCCGAUCCGGAGGCUAUGAGUCAAGCUGCGGUAAUAUUAGCAAGGAAUGGUUGGCGAGAUAUUAAUAUCAAUAUCGGAUGUCCGAGUAGCAAAGUUCAGCAUAAUAACUUUGGUGCGAUAUUGAUGAAAUCACCGGAUUUAGUCGCGCGUAUAGUUACUGCGAUGGCAGAAGUAAAUCAACACGAUGACAUUUCACCAAUCACAAUUAGCGUGAAAUGUCGUGUGGGCGUUGAUGAUAUAGAUUCAUACGAACAGCUAUAUCAUUUUAUUUCAACAGUCUCAAAAACAAAUUUCGUGAAUCACUUUAUCAUACAUGCGCGAAAAUGUUGGCUUAAAGGACUUUCACCCGCACAAAACCGAACAAUUCCAAAACUUGACUAUGAACGCGUAUAUCGCCUUGCCAACGAUUUUCCGAAUCUAUUGUUUACCAUUAAUGGAGGAAUCGAUAACAUUGAUAAAGUAGUAGAACAACUUGAGAAAGUGGAUGGCGUUAUGAUUGGUCGAAAAGAUUUUUAUGGAAUUCCUCCUAAGCCAGACCUCGAAAUUAUAAAUGAAUAUAUUGACUAUUUAUCAGCACACCUAGCAUCUUUAACUGCAUCUAAGUUAUCGACUCUGUCGCUUAGUAUCUUGUUAAAGCCAAUAUUUAUGAUUUUUUCCGGUUCCAAAGGAAAAUGUUUUCGUCGUCAUCUGCAACUUAAUAUCAUAAAAUAUAGAAAAUCAAAUUCUUUCGAGUCUAAUUUUGACAAUGAUAAUAUAAAUAAUUACACGCUGAAACUUGUUGACGAUAUACGAUCGUUUGUCAAACAAAGUAUAUCAGAUGCUGAACUAGAACACGAGAAUAAAAAGAACCAAAGCCAAUAG